This is a messenger RNA of Gastrolobium bilobum, 2452 nucleotides long. Its product is annotated as probable beta-D-xylosidase 6. Gene Ontology annotation, biological process: arabinan catabolic process; xylan catabolic process. The transcript is spliced from 6 exons. Gene Ontology annotation, cellular component: plant-type cell wall. Gene Ontology annotation, molecular function: xylan 1,4-beta-xylosidase activity; alpha-L-arabinofuranosidase activity. Lineage: Eukaryota; Viridiplantae; Streptophyta; Magnoliopsida; Fabales; Fabaceae. Bases 1 to 2364 code for a protein of 787 amino acids. The record is from RefSeq and is a predicted model, not a curated record.
AUGUCAAAUGAAUGGAGUUGCUUGUUGUGCUUCUUGUUCCUCCUAUUUCAAUUUUCCACACCCAUUUCAGUUCUCGAUUUCCCAUGCAAGCCACCUCAACAUUCAUGGUACCAAUUCUGCGAUACAUCUCUUCCCAUUCCCACAAGAGCAAGAUCACUCGUUUCCCUUCUGACCCUCCCUGAGAAGAUUCAACAGCUCACAAACAACGCUUCCUCCAUUCCCCGCCUCGGCAUCCCCGCUUACCAGUGGUGGUCGGAGUCUCUCCACGGCAUCGCCACCAACGGUCCCGGCGUGUCCUUCAACGGCACCGUUUCAUCUGCCACGAACUUCCCCCAAGUCAUCGUCUCCGCCGCUUCCUUCAACCGCAGCCUCUGGUUUCUGAUUGGUUCCGCCGUGGCCGUUGAGGGUAGAGCCAUGUACAACGUUGGCCAAGCCGGGUUGACUUUCUGGGCUCCUAAUAUCAACGUUUUCAGGGACCCCAGAUGGGGGAGGGGACAGGAGACACCAGGUGAGGACCCCAUGGUUGCUUCUGCUUAUGGAAUUGAGUUUGUGAGAGGGCUUCAAGGUGUUGGAGAAAUCACAAAUGUGUUUGGGGAGAAAAGGGUGUUGAGUGCUGAUGGUGUGGUUGUUGAUGAUGGCCUUAUGGUAUCUGCUUGUUGCAAACAUUUCACUGCUUAUGAUUUGGAGAACUGGGGACAGUUCUCUAGGUAUAACUUCAAUGCUGUGGUAUCGCAGCAGGAUUUGGAAGACACUUAUCAGCCACCUUUUCGUGGUUGCAUUCAACAAGGGAAAGCUAGCUGCUUGAUGUGUUCCUACAAUGAAGUUAAUGGUGUUCCUGCUUGUGCUAGUGAGGAUCUCUUGGGAUUGGCUAGAAACAAGUGGGGAUUUAAAGGGUAUAUUACCUCAGAUUGUGACGCUGUGGCCACGGUUUUUGAGUAUCAGAAGUAUGCAAAAUCCCCAGAGGAUGCUGUUGCUGAUGUUCUCAAAGCAGGUGUGGAUAUCAAUUGUGGAACCUAUAUGCUUCGAAAUACUGAAUCCGCCCUUGAACAAGGAAAGGUGAAAGAGGAAGAUUUAGACAGAGCUCUUCUGAACCUUUUUUCUGUUCAACUGCGCCUUGGACUGUUUGAUGGAGACCCCAGAAGAGGCCAGUUUGGCAAACUGGGGUCGCAGGAUGUUUGCACCGUGGAACACAAAACACUGGCACUUGAAGCUGCAAGGCAGGGAAUUGUACUGCUGAAGAAUGACAAGAAGUUCCUUCCCUUGAAUAGGAAUAUUGAUGCUUCCUUAGCUGUCAUUGGCCCAAUGGCAACUACAAACAAAUUAGGUGGUGGCUACUCAGGAAUACCUUGCUCCUUGAAAAGUUUACACGAGGGACUUAAAGAGUUUUCAAAGAGGCUAUCAUAUGCUUUUGGUUGCCCUGAUGUACCAUGUGAUUCUGAUGAUGGUUUUGCUGAGGCUGUUGACACUGCAAAACAAGCUGAUUUUGUUAUUAUAGUUGCCGGGCUUGAUACAACGCAAGAGACAGAGGAUCAUGACCGAGUUAGUCUUCUCUUGCCUGGUAAACAAAUGGACCUUGUAUCAUGCAUUGCAGGUGCCAGUAAAAAUCCAGUGAUUCUAGUUCUUACUGGUGGAGGACCCCUUGAUGUCUCCUUUGCUGAAAGAAAUCAACAAAUUGCAAGUAUUCUUUGGGUUGGGUACCCUGGUGAAGCUGGUGGAAAAGCACUAGCUGAAAUUAUCUUUGGAGAGUUCAAUCCAGCUGGAAGGUUGCCAAUGACUUGGUACCCUGAGUCAUUUACCAAUGUUCCCAUGAAUGACAUGAGCAUGCGAGCUGAUCCUUCACGUGGUUAUCCAGGAAGGACCUAUCGUUUUUAUACUGGAAGUAGAAUAUAUGGAUUUGGGCAUGGCUUAAGUUACAGUGAUUUCUCAUACAAGUUCUUAUCAGCUCCUAGUAAAAUUAGUUUGUCUGGAAUUAUCAAAGAUGGUUCCAGAAAGAGUUUAUUAAAUCAGGUAGGGAAAGAGGUUUAUGGAGUUGAUCAUGUCCAAGUUGAUAAGUUGCAAAAUUGCAAUUCAUUGAGUUUCUCAGUGCACCUUUCUGUGAUGAACCUUGGUGAUUUGAAUGGAAGCCAUGUUGUGAUGUUGUUCUCUAAAUGGCCAAAAGUUUUAGAAGGCUCUCCAGAAACCCAGUUAGUUGGAUUCAGUCGUGUGCAUACAAUUUCUAAGAAUUCUAUUGAAACAAGCAUUUUGGUGGAUCCUUGUGAACACUUGAGCUUUGCAGAUGAACAAGGAAAGAGGAUAUUGCCCUUGGGCCAUCACAUUUUGAGCUUUGGGGAUGUAGAGCACAUUGUUUCCAUUGAAAUUUAUUGAUGACUUGUCAACAACUUUCAACUGUAAUUUAUUGAGGGGUUAGUAUUUUGCUUAAAAAUUACAAAUGUAGAUAUAUUAUAGAAUUCAA